Messenger RNA from Cyprinodon tularosa, 2623 nucleotides. RefSeq names its product arfaptin-2-like. The coding region runs from base 204 to 1436 and encodes 410 amino acids. The record is from RefSeq and is a predicted model, not a curated record. Gene Ontology annotation, molecular function: phospholipid binding; protein domain specific binding. The transcript is spliced from 10 exons. Gene Ontology annotation, biological process: intracellular protein transport; regulation of Arp2/3 complex-mediated actin nucleation. Lineage: Eukaryota; Metazoa; Chordata; Actinopteri; Cyprinodontiformes; Cyprinodontidae. Gene Ontology annotation, cellular component: trans-Golgi network membrane.
UCUUAAAACCUUAGCUGACUGGAUGCAGGGAUUUUCUGUCUGAAUUAAAUGGCUUGUAAACGCUUUGGGAUUAGUAAUGGGUUCUCCUGGGGAUAACGUUGUUAAAAACGAUUAGAAUAAGAAUUAGUUUUUAAUUUUUCUGUCCGUUUAACUUGGCUGUGAACAGAGUGGUGAGGAUUGGAAGCUAGCUCAGGGAUUUCAUCAUGGCGGAUAAUACCAUGAGCAAAGCUGCUACCAUGGAGAUCCCCAUAAAUAGCAAUGGAGAUACAGGAGCUCUGACUGAGGAUGACAGCCUGGAGCAGGAUCUGCAGCAGGUGAUGGUGUCAGGACCCAACCUGAAUGAAACCAGUAUCGUCUCAGGAGGCUACGGUGGACCUGCUGGGGGGAUCAUUCCUACAAGCUCCAUCAAAGGGCCUGCAGUGCGCUACAACCCUGAGUAUCUGGACAGAAGACGAACCGCUGCACCAGGACUAGGUGGCUCUUCCUCAUUUGGUGUGACCAUUUUCUCACUCCUGCUCUUCAUCGCCACCAUGCUCAUUUCAGACAUUCGCAUGAAAUCCAGGGGUGCUAACUUGCAUAACAGUAAUGCUUCCGCCAGUCGACUUGCCCAUCACACAAACCCAGGGUCAAUAAACCAUAACACCAAUUCCACUGAAGAAGUUUCUCGUGGUGUAGCAGUGGAGAAACUUGACAGUGUAAAGAAGUGGGGCAUUAAUACAUACAAGUGCACAAAGCAGAUGUUUUCUGAGAAAUUCGGCAGAGGUUCACGAACCGUUGAUUUGGAACUGGAAGCCCAGAUUGAUGUUUUGAGAGACACAAAGAGCAAAUAUGAAAACAUUCUAAGACUGGCGACUGCUCUGAUCACUCAUUUCCAAAGCAUGGUACAAACGCAGCAGGCUCUCGGGGACACGUUCACAGACCUGAGUCAGAAGUCCCCUGAGCUUCAGGAUGAAUUUGGGUAUAAUGCAGAGACGCAGAAGCUGCUGUGCAAGAAUGGUGAGGCUUUGCUGGGUGCAAUCAACUUCUUUGUGUCCAGCGUGAACACCCUGGUCAAUAAAACCAUGGAGGAUACCCUGUUGACAAUUAGACAGUAUGAAAAUGCAAGGCUUGAAUUUGAUGCCUAUCGCUCUGAUCUGGAGGAGUUAAGCUUGGGUCCAAGGGAUGCAGCUGCUAUGGUUCGCAUUGAGAUGGCUCAGCAAGACUACCAGGUCCACAGAGAGAAAUAUGAGCGGCUCCGUAGUGACGUCUCCAUCAAACUUAAAUUUUUGGAGGAAAACAAGGUGAAGGUGAUGCACAAGCAGCUGCUUCUCUUCCAUAAUGCAAUCUCAGCUUACUUUGCUGGAAACCAGCAGCAGUUGGAACAAACUCUUAUACAGUUCAAUGUAAAGUUAAAGCCUCCAGGAUCAGAUAAGCCUUCUUGGCUGGAGGAGCAGUAAUGGACCCACAAGGUUAAUCUUCAUCUUGAAAUUUUCAAUGACACAACUGAUGACUUGGUAGAAUGAUAUAAAGGAAACGAUUAAAGGAAGUUAUUGUAGAAUCUGUAGGGACCCUGAUAGGAACAGUUUGUAAUGCGUUUUUUUUUCUUUGCAUAUUUUUUCCCUUUAUGUCAUUGAUGGAAAUAUUAUUUUCUAGUGCAUCACAAAACUCUCAUUUCGCUUUCCUUAUACUUGGCACAAUCCUUCACCGAUGCAUCACAUAUUCAUGUGCAGAUUGUGUUGUAUUAUUGGAGGUUCCCUUGGACAGUUUUGCACAUUAUUCUUUGCUCUUUGCCUAUAGAUGCAUUUAACAUGUUACUGUAUAUAAAAUGUUAGAAAUUCCAAAAGUUGGAAUCAUACAUCACUGAGAAAGUGUACAUAAUGUUAUCACAUAUCAUCCUAAAUGGUAUUUAUUUUCUCAAUCAUGAUCUUCUCGUUUCAAACUAUUUUAUUUUAAACAUAUGGGUUUAUUGACCAUUUCAAAUUGGCCGAGGGUGUUUCUGCUGUUACUUUGUGAAUUACCUGUUAAAAGGGUUGUUAAAAUGCAUCUAUAAUGGAAAUGCAUUUUUUUUUCACCCUGAAAAACAAAAUAUAGAGACUUUGGUUUGGUUAUCCCUAAAAACGGUAUGUUUUAACAAGUGCAGUACCACUAUUAGCUUUUAUAUUAUAUAAAAUUCCUCCCUAUAUAAUAUAAAAACAUUUUUUUUUUGCUUUGCUUUUCCAAAGUUCACAUAGAAACCUCCUUAUUUAACCUGCUGCCAUACUUCCCAUCAAUGAAAGUGCUUUUCCCUUUCCUAAAAAAUGCAUAGUUCUCAUUUACAAGGACACAAACCUUCAAACUCAGUAUCUGUGGUCAUAAGUUUUUUGGGGUAUCACAGGAUCUGUCUGUGAAGCUAUGAACAGGCUGUGAGACUUAUUCUAAGCUCAUUGUAAAACUGAAACCAGUAAACACUUAAUUGUAAAUGCACUUUACUUUAAAUACAAAAGUCAGUGUUCCUUCCAAGACAGAAUGUAAAAAGUAUCUUUAUUCAUAUUUUUCUUUAUCCACUUGUUAUAUGGCAGUGUGUAAUACUGAAGGUCCUAAGUUGUCAGAUGGCUGUGCUUUUCCUUCCUCUGCGAUUCCAAUAAAGUGCUGGAUGUUAAAAGUG